Messenger RNA from Schistocerca cancellata (South American locust), 4851 nucleotides. Its product is annotated as zinc finger protein 665-like. Gene Ontology annotation, cellular component: nucleus. The coding region runs from base 175 to 2976 and encodes 933 amino acids. Gene Ontology annotation, biological process: regulation of transcription by RNA polymerase II. The record is from RefSeq and is a predicted model, not a curated record. The transcript has 9 exons. Lineage: Eukaryota; Metazoa; Arthropoda; Insecta; Orthoptera; Acrididae. Gene Ontology annotation, molecular function: RNA polymerase II transcription regulatory region sequence-specific DNA binding; DNA-binding transcription factor activity, RNA polymerase II-specific.
CCGCUUAAUGGAGGCAUUGUUGUCACAUUUUGCUAUGGGUCUCAUGAGUUUCGUUUACAAGUUAAUUUUCUAGUAUAUUAAACAUUAUGAUGGCGCUAUAAACGGAGACAUUGGCUUUGGUACAGCUUUACUGAGGCUGUGCUGAGAAACCCGGUUUCGGAGGUGGUAUGACAGAUGAUGGAUGACGACACAAGAUCACAAGAACUGUUGGACAGUGUUGACAUCUCACAGUUACGACCUGAUGGGAAACUUAAUACAUCAGUUGCACCACCUUCCCUCAAGGUUGAUGAAGAUGGAUGCGCAGUUAUUGCACCACCUGUUACACAGUAUGUCAACAUACACAGGUUGGCUGAACCUUCUCUUGGUGCUGUUGGGGGUAAGGGGGGAACAGGCGGUGGUGUCCCUUCGGACUGCGGGCCUACUGGCCUUGACCUGGUUCCUCAUCAUGUUGUGCAUAAUGGACUUGUGGUUGACAUGAUGGUACCAGGAAGUGCUGGUGAAUUUGUGGCACAUGGUGCAGCUGGCUACCUUCCUCCUGUGGGUGACCAUUAUGAUGAAGAUGUCUUACUGACGGAAGAUGAUCGUCGCCUUGCAGCAGCCCUCGUUGCUGUACAGAUUGCUCAGCAGCAGAAGCAUCAUGGAAAUGUGGGCAGUAGUCAUCAUGGUUUGCCUCACCCCCAGGAAUUAGGCCUAGUUACUGUUAAUGGUGCCCUGCCGUGCCUUACUAAGGUUCCUGAUCAUCAUAAUGGAAGCAGCGUACCUAUGUCACCAGACCGUGCUGCUGUAGUUCAAGGGUACAUACAGACAGCAGGUGUAGUUGUUGAUGAUGACCAGGAGCACCAACUAUUGACUGAACAGGGUGAUCGUAUCUUAAAAUUGUACCAUCAAGCAGAGCAAGCUGCUGCAUCUGCUCCUCCUACAGCAACAGUACAGACACGUCGCCACCAUGUGCAGGCAAUACAACACGAGCUUCCGAGGUCACCGAGAGAUGAAUUGAAGGAAGAAUAUGACAUAAAAAGUGAGGAAGAUGAGAGUGGAGAUGAGCAGGCAUUAGAUCAAGAAGCAGACAUUGAUGCUGGAUCUGGUUCUUCUGAUUAUGGCACAGGUCGUGCUUCUCGUCGCAGUCUUCCUCAUAAGAAGCGCAUACCACGCAAACUGAAACAGCAACAGCAGCAGCACCAGCACCAGCAACAGGUGCAGCAUCAGCAGUCCCAGAAAUCAUCAUCUUCUCCAUCUCGCAGUUUAUCAGCACGCCAUUAUAAGUGCAAUCGAUGUGGUGCACAAUUUAAUUCACAGUCGUCACUGGCCUCUCAUCGACAAAUGGCGCAUCACUCUCAAGCCUUCAGUUGUGAACUGUGUGGCCGUGUCUUCACACAUCAGAUUAAAUUUUUUGAGCAUCUGAAAUCACAUUAUGAACCUUUAUCUGCUACUAGCACUGUAAUGGAUGAAGAAGCCACAGACCAUGUUGAUGAGCCAGAUGUACCACAAGAACAGGAUGAGUCGCAAGUAAAACUUGAACCACUUCGUCCUGUCGCACCUAACAGUUCCUCAACAGCUGUACCUGUGUCAUUGCCUCAGUCUCCUCCAACACCAGUGUACAGUUGUCCACACUGUGGGAAGACAUUUCGGCGCCAGAAGGUUCUUGAAACACACAUCAGUCAGACCCAUCCGAAACAAGAAGAGAUUGAAUUCAGUGAUCCAGAAGAUCUUAUGGAAGGCAUUCGUGAUGUGGUGAAUGUGACAGCUGCUGCAGAUGACGCAGAUCCAUCCAAUGUUGUGAAAGGUGGCCCAAGCUGGUACCACCAUGUUGGCAGUGGUGAUUGGUACCGUGAAGAUGAACUGACAGCAGCUGAGGCAGAUCUUCAUGAAAUUGAAGACUCUUUGGCGUGUGAAUUGUGCGGUGAUGUUUUCACGAGCAAAGAAUUGGUGGCAGAACAUGUACGCCGUGAUCAUCUCGACAUGCCUCCACCGCCCCCACCAGAUGCUCACAGUGAUCCAGAUGGUGAAGCUGAAGCAGAUGGAGAGGAUCCAGACAAUCCCCCAGCACCGGAUCCUGGUCCUGCCAACGAGACCUCUGUCCCCGCAUCAAACAGCACGACAGGUGGAAAGCGAAGACCCAAGAGAUCACGAAGAGAACUUCAGUUAACGUGCCCUGAAUGCUUUAGGAGAUUUAAUCACCGAAACUCUUUGGUAUAUCACCUUCGAUCACAUUCUGGUGAAAGGCCGCACCAAUGUGAAGUCUGUGGAAAGAGUUUCUUUGCUGCAAGUGCACUAAAGGUACAUAUGCGGCUGCAUUCGGGUGAUAAACCUUACAAGUGUGAAUACUGCGGUCGUCACUUUCGACAGUGGGGUGAUUUGAAGUACCAUUGCAUAUCAAUACAUUCGGAAGAAAAGAAUUACCAGUGUGAAUACUGUGGGAAAGACUUUGCCCGAAAAUACUCUCUCAUUGUGCAUAGACGUAUUCAUACUGGCGAGAAAAAUUACAAGUGUGAAUUUUGUGGGAAAAGCUUUCGUGCCUCCUCAUACCUUCAGAAUCAUAGACGGAUUCACACAGGUGAGAAGCCACAUCCAUGUAAUGUGUGUGGCAAGCCAUUCCGUGUUAGAUCAGACAUGAAGCGACAUCUCAACACGCACAAUCGAGAACGACACAGAAGUAAUGGGGCUCGUAUAGCAGCCUCCUCAGCUACAGAGGAUCAGUUGAAGGUUGAAGAAGCAGAAGUAGUUAGUGGCUUGAGCCACACAGUUUCUGUGGAACAUCAAACAGCCACACAGCAGUCACUGAGCACAGUUGCUGAAAUAUCUGUGCAGGAUGCUGCUCCUCCAGAUAGCCUCUUGCCGGAAGAAACAGGUGGCUCAGGUUUGCGGCACAGUGCACUGGGCGCUGCUGCUGAGGAAGUUCUUUACCACACCAGGGACACACUGGAUGCUGUCCGCGAUUCGAGCACACUUUAUGUUUGGCCGAUCUAUAUGAGUUAGCACAACCACUUAGCAUUCAGGCUGGUGCCUACUCGCUGAUAAUUGACUGAUUUAAUUGUGAUUGCCCGGUGUAACACAGAAGACUUAAUUAGAAUGACACGGGUUUUGUACAAAGCUGUCGAACUCAGGUGGUUGAAUGGGAUUCAAUUUGUCUGUAUUUCCAUGUCUGGGCUUCUGUGCUGUGUUGUGUUGUGAAUGAGAAACAGUAUUUUGUACUGCAAGACUGGAAUAUCAUUUAAAUAAUAUUUAUAUAAAUUGCAUCUAUGACUGUUCCCAGACAGAUUGUACCUGUUUGGGAGUUCUGAAUGGCAUUGCUGGAGAUAACCCAGCACUCUCAGAUAUUACUAGCUUGAGAUAUUUUUUCUGACCUGAAUUGUCAGUACUAUUCUCACCAUGGUUGUAAUUGGGAUAUACAAUAGAGAGUUCUGGAAGAGAUUUUCAGUACUUGUUAAUGUGCAGAUUGCUGGUUUCUGCUGUAUUACAUUUAGAGGGAUGUGGUGGAGCAAGGUGCGAGAUAUGCGGACUGGAUUUGGAAGUGAUGAAAUGGAAGUCUUCCUUAAGUAGCUUAUGACUGUUAAGAUGUUGAAUGCUUGUGGCAUUUGUGCUGUGUACCACUAAUUGUUUGCUUGUGCUAAUGAGGAUUGAAUCAUUGUUUGUUGAUUGUGUAUAUGUUUUUAUACUGUGUAUCUUUGGUAUUCUAGAGUUCUUAAAUAACUGAUCAUUGUAUGGAAUUGAAAAUCCAGUAAGUAAUACUCAGCAGCUAUUGGGAUACAUUUUAGGAUUAAGCACAAAGCAAGUUCUAAGGUUUCACUAUUUUUUUAAGAACCUUUACAUAUACUUACAUCUGUAUCAAAAUUGAAGCAUUCCACUGCAAAUUUUAUGUAAUAUAAUAAUGAUUGUGUAUGUUUGUACUGUGUAUGAAUUUUGUUGUGAGCCUGCAAGUUCAGCUACUAGAAUGUGUGCUGAUACUAUAUUAAAGAGUUGAAUUACGUACUAAAGCGAGAAAAUAUUUUUCUGCUUAUGUCUUAGGUAUUGUGAUUAUUUAUCUGUACCUACAUUGAGACUGAAAUAAUAGUUUUAAUUAUUUAGUUUUGAGUGCUUUUGUCCAUUUUUCAGAAUGAAGAGAUUGUAGCUAUGUUAUAUAAUAUUUUUCAGUAGUAAUCUCUUCUGCAUCCCUUUUUGGACAGAUUGCCUUAAGACAUUGCUGUGUUUUAUAAAUGGAAGCAGUAGGUGCACAUAUGAAUGGAUCCAGAAAAUAAGUCUUUAAUUUUAUUGUUAUCUUAACAUGAGAAAUAGGGAAUGAUUGUGUGAUGAUAGGUGCAGAUUGUUGUAAAAUUAUUGUGUGACCAGACAUUCUGCAUAGACAAUUAUUUUUCUUAAAUAUCUUUUACAUAUUUGUUCUAGAUAUUGUCAUUACAUUUCUACCUUUAUCUGAUUGCAGAAUGCAUCUUAUGUACACUUUUUCUCCCUGUCACUGCGUCUUAAGAAUUUACAGAUAUUUAAUGCUAGAACUAUUCUUAUCUCUAUGAUUCAAUACAGUCUUCUUCUUUCUCACCUAUAUGCUACUUUUAGUUUUAAUGAAUAGGAAAUGUGGAAUGAUAUAGAGUAGUUUAUGCAAAAUAUUUCAUAGACUUUAGCAGAUACUAUUCAUUCUUUUCGUGGCUGUACAUUUUGGUUUGUGACUACAGGUGCAAAAUCAGAGGAUAAUUUAUUGGCAAUAUUGAAAAUAGAAUUUAAAAAAAUUGUAUUUCAUUAUGAUUUUGUGAGAAAUGGUGUGAGAAUACUUUAUCACAAGUAUUCUUCAUCUAUUACUUGAAUUUUACACAAUGCACUGAUGUGAGUUCCUCACUUAUAUUUGUGUUUGGUGGUACGCUU